Hirundo rustica (Barn swallow) is the source of this 4298-nucleotide messenger RNA. RefSeq names its product BTB domain and CNC homolog 1 (gene BACH1). The record is from RefSeq and is a predicted model, not a curated record. Gene Ontology annotation, molecular function: protein binding; RNA polymerase II cis-regulatory region sequence-specific DNA binding; DNA-binding transcription factor activity, RNA polymerase II-specific. The coding region runs from base 133 to 2433 and encodes 766 amino acids. NCBI's taxonomy places the organism in Eukaryota, Metazoa, Chordata, Aves, Passeriformes, Hirundinidae. Gene Ontology annotation, biological process: regulation of transcription by RNA polymerase II. The transcript has 5 exons.
GCGGGGCGAGCGGGGACGGGCCGAGGCCGCGGCGCUGCCCUCCCCUCCGGCCCGCGGCGGCGGGGGUCACCGAGGUCUGAAGCACAGAAGCAUGCUUUCCACUGAGCCUCACACUACCACCUGUGAUACAGAAUGUCUCUAAGUGAGAACAAAAGUGUGGUGUUUGCCUAUGAAUCUUCAGUGCACAGUACCAAUGUACUUCUCAGCCUUGAUGAUCAGCGAAAGCAAGAUAUCCUUUGUGAUGUUACAAUUUUAGUGGAAGAUCAACGAUUUCGGGCUCACAAAGCUGUGCUUGCAGCUUGCAGCAGUUACUUCCUUUCAAGAGUUGUGGGCCAGGUGGAUGCUGAUCUUAUAAUCACUUUACCGGAAGAGGUAACACUUAAAGGAUUUAGUCCUUUGCUUCAGUUUGCAUAUACAGCAAAACUCGUUUUAAAUAAAGACAAUGUGUCUGAAGUUUGCAAAUGUGCAGAAUUUUUGGGUGUACGCAACAUUGAAGAGUCCUGCUUUCAGUUUCUCAAAUUCAGAUUUUUGGACUUUAAACUGGAUCAGCAGGAAUGUCCUAGGAAGAAAUGUUGCUCACAGCGUUGUCAGAAAGCAAAUCCUAAAGCUGGCGAUGCGGAUGAUGGAGACCUAGAAAUAAAUUAUGAAGUAGAAGCACUUCUGGAAAAGGAAUAUAGUCAAAUACCUGACACAACGGCCUGUAAAGAUGAAGAAAAUGCUAAAUUAUCGCCUGUUCUCCAAGAUAAUGCCAAUCGAAGCUGUGAUCCUGUACAUUUAGAAAGGGGUAAUGCUUUCAGCUUAUCUUCCCAAUGCCCAAAAUAUAGAAAAUUCCAGAAGGCUUUUGGAAACGACAAAGUUCAUACUUCAGAGUCCAAUUCCAGUAUUAAAGAUGUUCAGGUACCACCAUUUGCAGCUUCUCUUGAGAAGGAAAUACCUGAUAAUAAUGGCAUACAAAAAGCUCAGGAGUGUGUGCCUAUGCAGCUGAUCUCAAACUGUGAAGAGACUCAGGUAGAAAUGGAAGAAGGGGAAGAAGGCAUUCAGAAUAAAGAAGAGUCGAAGAGAGAGUCUGUAACUCAGAAUGUGCCAUGUCCUGUGGAGAAAAUGGAUCUUGCUGCUUUCCCCCAAAACUCUGCUGCAUCUCAUGGACCCAAUUCUGUGCCUAUUUUACAUAGUUGUGAGCAAUAUGGUAACUUGAAUUUCGGUGGUAUGCAAAACAACACAGUCUUAGCUGAAAAAACUGUGUCAAGUACUGGAGCUGGAGAUGACAAGACUGAAAAUCAAGGUAACCCAUCUUCAAAGGUGGAUCUGUGCACUAGGGAAGCCCCUAACAUCACCUCAGUGGGAGAUCGAAGCAGCGUGGAGAGAGAGAUAGCAGAACAGCUAGCACAGGGGUUCUGGAGCGAUAUUCCCAGCACAGAUCCCUGUCAAAUACAUUUACCACCUGCAGUUUCUAAAGAGUGCUUGGAGCCAGUGUAUUCAGGGAAAAAAUCAGAGUGUCCAUGGCUGGGGAUCAGGAUCAGUGAAAGCCCUGAACCUAGCCCUCAGCAAACGUUUACAACGCUGAAUUCCGUCAACUGCCCCUUUAUAAGCAACCUUAGCACUGAAGGAUGCUCCAACACCUCUGAAAUUAACAAUGGAGAUUAUGUUCAGGGACAGCAACAAGAACAGUGCCCUUAUAACUAUGUGAUAAGUUUGGGAGAGGAUUCAGAGACUGACACUGAGGGAGACAGUGAAUCCUGUUCAGCAAGAGAGCAAGAAUGCGAGGUAAAACUGCUGUUUAAUGCACAAAGGAUUAUCUCACUUUCCAGAAAUGACUUCCAGUCAUUUCUGAAAAUGCAUAAAUUAACUCCUGAACAAUUGGACUGUAUUCAUGAUAUCCGAAGACGAAGUAAAAACAGAAUUGCAGCACAGCGAUGUCGCAAGAGAAAACUUGACUGCAUACAAAAUCUUGAAUCAGAAAUUGAAAAACUGCAAAAUGAGAAGGAGAAUUUGCUGAAGGAAAGAAACCACAUUUUGUCAACUCUGGGUGAGACAAAGCAGAAUCUGACUGGACUUUGCCAGCAGGUGUGUAAGGAAGCAGCCUUGAGUCAAGAGCAAAUACAAAUACUUGCAAAAUAUUCUUCUUCAGAUUGUCCACUCUUAUUUUUGUUCCCGAAAAGAGAACAAACGGCUCCAUCUGAUAGUGAGCUUGUGGUGCCAGCAUCUGUAGAAUCAGCAAAUGGUCUUUCAGGUGUCACCCCUACAGCUGAGCAGAGUUCCUGUUAUCAGUGUGUCAAAAGCGUGUGUGAGGCCACGUACGAUCAAGCACAAGAACUGCAUCCAGUGUCUGCCGGAGCAUUGGAGCAAACGUCACUCAUGGAGCCGUGUGGACAGAGCAGUGGCAUCACAGACUUCUGCCAGCAAAUGACUGACAAAUGCACUACAGAUGAGUGAAUCUCUCCUUCCCAUUUCCAGCCUCUCAGCAUUGCAACUAGAAGUGGGAUUGAGCAUUAUUGGAAAGUAACUUACUAAGUGAGAGGAAAGAUAAAAGUUUAAUAUUUUGAAACUAUAUUGACAAUUACAUGGUCACCAUUAUUACUUGGCAAGCUUUGGGUUUGCUCUGUGUAGUUCCAGAACAUAAUUUGUAUGUGUCAUACUUGGAGCUUUUCUGUGUGGUGAUGCCAAGGAGGGUUCAGGAAAGUACAAACUCCAUUCACAGGUGCUUAUUUUUGAGGAAGUUUUGUUCAUGUAUAGAAGCAGCCUACUCUGAUUUAUGCCACAGUACUUAAUGCCACUUUGCAUUUUAAGGAAAGCCUCCUGACAGCUGUUUGUGCACAAUGACUUCUAUACCUGGAAUUCUUCUAAGACUUCCUUUUUUUGUGGUAGACAAACCUUAAGAAGCAUAUAUAGUUCUGUAAAUGUUCAUUCUUGUAGAUGGGCUAAGUAACGUGACAGGAUGAGGAGAUUCUGGAAAGUGCACUCUGGAAGUAACUCCUUGCUUUCUGCUGUUCCCCUGCCCAUCCCAGAGAAAGCUUUUACUGAAUUACAGCAGUAGGCUACUAUUAGUAGUAGAAUUGAUUUUAUUGAAUAAGGAUAGUAGGAUUUUAUUGAAUAAGUGAUUUUGUUUUGUCUCUCUAGUACAGAAUUAAAAGAACUGGAGCAGCAGAGGUGCUGCCACAUAAUGCUCUCUUCUCUAAAUUUAGUGGGAGGAAUAACAAUGCACUGUGGAAGGCAGACAUCUGAAAAUGGUGCAGUUCUUGGAUGAGUGUGCAUUAGAUCCUCUGGCAUCUGAAUUCCAUAGGCUUAUUAAAACUCACUCCUGUAUUGUGACUUCCUGUCCUAGCACCUUCAAGCUUGCUGCUUGUUUGUGGCAAGGGAGAAUCAAAGUAUUGUGAAAGUCUAAGGACAGACUUCUUUUUUUUUUUAAGGUAUUCAUGCGCCACAUUUUUUUUUUCUUUCAGUGCCUAACUGCCUAAAGUUACAAAUAUUUGUUCUUUGAUCACUGGGACCAGUAAAGUUCUGUUUCAGAAUCAGUCUUCAGGAUAUUUUAUGACUAAACUUCUAGUAUAUGUUCAAUGGCUUGUGCUAUUAGCAUAGAUAUAUAAAAAGUUUAUUGAAGAAAUGAGCUGGAGAUAUUUCCUUAAUUACUUUGUGAAGGAGAAAUUCAGCUACUGAAAAUAAUCCCCAUUUUCUAGAUUUUUACAUAGCAGUGGAUGCAUAUUGUAUACCAAUGAUGCUUUGUUAUUUAGAUAUUAUUUCUCACACCAGAACUAAGUAUUGAACCUCACCACAGAAAACUUUGGGUUUGCUGGUUUACAAAACAUGAAGAAUCUUGUACAAGCCAGUGGAAUUCUACAUUUCCUACCUCAGAAUGUGUAUUAGCUUUUUGUGUCUUUGUGUGCAUGUACAGUAGGCAGCAACUAAGCAGAGGCCCUUGUAAAUACUGCUGUUCAGUUUUACCUUGCAGUAAGACAGAACUUGUUCUUGGCAAGGCUUUUUUUUUUUUUUUUUUUUUCUCUCCCCCAUAGGUAACAUAGCAUUAAUAAAUACAGUAAGCCACUUAUUUAAAACAAAAAUUUUGAAAUUGACAGAUUUCAACAGGACUUCUCAUAACCAGCAUGUAACACAAAUGACUAUACUACCUCACCUAUGGGACUGAAAGUUGAUUCAAAUCUCUAGUGAAUCCUUGGAUUUUCAUCAUAUAUCAUUACUUUUUUUAAGGGAAAAAAAUACGCUAAUGGAGCAUAGCUUGUAUAAAUCACAAUGCUUGCAUUAAUUGAAAUUCAGAAAUAAAUACUACACGGCAGAAAUAGUGAUAA